Octodon degus (degu) is the source of this 1418-nucleotide messenger RNA. It is a transcript of the gene Mapda, whose product is annotated as adenosine deaminase like. Bases 316 to 1383 code for a protein of 355 amino acids. The record is from RefSeq and is a predicted model, not a curated record. Gene Ontology annotation, molecular function: adenosine deaminase activity. The transcript has 12 exons. Gene Ontology annotation, biological process: adenosine catabolic process; inosine biosynthetic process. Lineage: Eukaryota; Metazoa; Chordata; Mammalia; Rodentia; Octodontidae.
AAUGAACUGCGAUUGUCAGGAUUCUUUGGUUGUCGGGAUUAUAUUUUUCCCGGAGACUGAAUGACAACGUGUCAGGGGAGCACAGGUUGUCACUUUUCUACAAGCCUUUCAGUGUGAAGGAUUACUUGGCCCUCGUAGCUGAGAAAUCUUUUUAAGAGGUGAAAAUGAACACAGAGCUAUAUAUACAACCAAUUUUAUAAAAAUGUGUGGAAGGAAUUUGAAGAAAAUCCAGGAACACCAAGUUUACUGAAACACAUUGUGGUAGUCAAACCACGGAUAAGAGUGGAAAAGGAACACUUCUUUUCUGGUAAAAUCAUGAUGGAGGCAGAACUGCAGCAGCCAUGGAUGCCAGACUUUUACUUGGAAUUGCCCAAAGUGGAACUUCAUGCCCACUUGAAUGGAUCCAUUAGUUCUAAUACCAUGAAGAAAUUAAUAGCCAAGAAGCCAGAUCUUAACAUCAACAAUCAGAUGACUAUGAUUGACAAAGGAAAGAAAAGAACUUUAGAAGAAUGUUUCCGAAUGUUCCAGAUUAUUCAUCAACUUACUACUGGCCCUGAAGAUAUUCUAAUGGUCACAAAAGAUGUCAUUAAAGAAUUUGCUGAUGAUGGGGUCAAGUACCUGGAACUGAGGAGCACACCCAGAAAAGAAAACGCUACCGGAAUGACUAAAAAGACCUAUGUGGAAUCCAUUCUUGAGGGUAUAAAACAGUCCAGACAAGAAAAUCUAGACAUUGAUGUUAGGUAUCUGAUAGCAAUUGAUAGAAGAGGUGGCUCUUUGGUAGCCAAGGAGACUGUUAAACUUGCUAAAGAAUUCUACCUUUCAGCUGGGGAUACUGUUCUUGGCCUUGACUUCAGUGGAGAUCCUACUAUAGGACAAGCAAAAGACUUCUUGGAACCACUUUUAGAAGCUAAAAAAGCAGGCCUGAAGUUGGCAUUGCAUCUUUCAGAGAUUCCAAAUCAAAAAGAAGAAACCCAGAUGCUCCUAGAUCUCCUUCCUGACAGAAUUGGGCAUGGAACAUUUCUGAACUCCUCUGAAAGAGGAUCCCUGGAUCUGGUGAACUUUGUGAGGCAGCAUCAGAUACCACUGGAACUCUGUUUGACUUCAAACAUCAAAAGUCAGACGGUUGCAUCUUAUGACCAGCACCACUUCGGAUUCUGGUACAGCAUUUCUCAUCCAUCUGUGAUCUGUACUGAUGAUAAGGGUGUUUUUGCAACAUGCCUUUCUCAAGAGUACCAACUCGCAGCUGAAACAUUUAAAUUGACCCAGUCUCAGGUGUGGGAUCUGUCUUAUGAGUCCAUCAACUACAUCUUUGCUUCUGACAGCACCAGAUCUGAACUGAGGAAGAAGUGGAAUCAUCUAAAACCCAAACUGUUAAACUUUUAAGCUAUAGUAAGUACAGGUUCGACUCAUAGUGAUCC